This is a messenger RNA of Patiria miniata (bat star), 2412 nucleotides long. It is a transcript of the gene dnajc7, whose product is annotated as dnaJ homolog subfamily C member 7-like. Gene Ontology annotation, molecular function: protein binding. NCBI's taxonomy places the organism in Eukaryota, Metazoa, Echinodermata, Asteroidea, Valvatida, Asterinidae. The record is from RefSeq and is a predicted model, not a curated record. The transcript has 13 exons. The coding region runs from base 87 to 1586 and encodes 499 amino acids.
AUUGGUAUGACCCAUAUGAUGACCCUCGUCGACUUAUUUCAUCGUGAUUAUGCUGUCUUCGCAACCCGAAACGUGACACAGAAAACAUGGAAAACUCCACCGAAAACCACAUGGAAACUAACGAAGAUGUUGCUGAGGCAAAGAAGAGUGAAGGCAACUGCUGCUACAAAAAGAGGGACUAUGAAGCGGCCAUCCAGCUCUAUACAGAAGCAAUCGAAAUGUGUCCGGACUGUGCCAAUUAUUACAACAACAGAGCAGCAGCGUUCAUCAUGUUGGAUAAAUACCAACAGGGGCUGGAGGACGUCCAACGAGCGCUGAGAAUAGACAACACUCUGAUCAAGGGUUAUUUACGAGAAGCCAAGUGCCACAUAGCGUUAGGUUUUGCAGACGCUGCGAUCCGAUCACUAAACCAAGUGGUCGACUUCGAACCGGGAAAUAAACAAGCUCAGUCAGAGAUGAGGGCUGCCAAGAUGGUACAGCAUCAUGACCAAGACGGCCACAAGGCGUUCGACGCAGGAGACUAUCGAAAGGUGGUGUACAACAUGGACCGAGCCAUUGACCACUCGCCGGCGUGUACCAAAUUCAAAGUCAAGAGAGCGGAGGCCUUGGCUAAGAUGAAACGGUUUACAGAGGCAUCACAAGCUGUCAAUGGUAUCUUGAUGCGGGAGCCCCGUAACGCAGACGCCAUUUAUGUGAGAGGGUUGUGCCUGUAUUACCAAGACAACAUGGACAAGGCUCUUCAACACUUUCAACAGACCCUCAAGCUUGCCCCCGACCAUUCCUCAGCUAGAGUAGCGUUUAAGAAAUGUAAAUUAUUAAAAUCCAAGAAGGAAGAAGGAAACGAAAGGUUCAAAGGCGGCAGAUACAAGGAAGCUUACGACCUGUACACGGAGGCGCUAGAGGUCGAUCCACUGAAUGUUAACACUAAUGCGAAGAUCUACUGCAACAGAGCAACCGUGUGUUCCAAGCUUAAGAAACCAGACCAAGCCAUUCUAGACUGCAACAAGGCCCUGGAGCUGGACCCUGAUUAUCUCAAGGCGCUAAUGAGAAGGGCCAAAUGUUACAAGGAAACGGAGCAAUACGAAGAGGCAGUUCGAGAUUACGAGAAGGUGUGUCAGAUGGAUAGAUCUAGAGAAAAUAAGGCCGCUCUUCAAGAUGCCAAGUUUGAGCUGAAGAAGAGCAAGAGGAAAGAUUACUACAAGAUGCUGAACAUCAGCAAGAACGCUACAGACGACGAGAUUAAGAAGGCUUACAAGAAACAUGCAUUGCUACACCAUCCAGAUCGUCAUUCCAGCAAGUCGGAGGAGGUGCAGAAGGCAGAGGAGGUGAAGUUCAAGGAAGUAGGGGAGGCAUACAGCGUGCUGUCAGAUUCCAAGAAGAAGAUGAGAUAUGAUAGCGGGCAGGAUCUAGAAGAAAUGGAUGGUGGAUUUGGAGGUUUUGACCCCUCCCAGAUCUUCACCAGUUUUUUCGGCCACCCUGGUGGUGGCUUUCCCUUCGGAGGGCACGGAGGGGGUGGCGGCGGUCACCGGGACAGCGGUUACUAUGGCGGCGGUUUCCCAGGAGGAUUCCAGUUCCAGUAUGGCUAAGGUAUACAUUCUUCUGCCUAGUAUCAAAUUUUUGUUUCUUGUUUAAUCUCUGCAUCGAUAUUUUGACGGAUGUAUACUCGCGUUUAUACACUCUCAAAAGUCUUAGAUAUCCAUUGUGCAUAAGGAUUUUUCUUGCAAAGACGUUUUGAACAUGUAGUUGGCGACGCAAGAAUGAAGUUCUGUUCCCUGAAUCAGCCAUGCACUAUAGAGCAAGUUUUGGCACAAACUAUAGUUAACCAUAAUACUACGAAGUUGAAAAAAAAAGGAUUGUUGGACAACUCUAGUCGACUACUCGGAACCGGAGCAUGGGCAUGGUUGCAUCACUGGUAACCAAUAGCCGCUGGUAUCAUACAGCACAACGGGGAGCCAGGACCUUCGUUUGACUAGAAGUGUUUGCGCGUUGCUAUUAGUGCGCAGGUGUAAGUUACGUCACAAAUCAACCACAAGUUGACUAAUGGUCCCUGCCCAAAAUUGCUCAUGGACUGUCCAGUGAUGGUUGUUGUGACUUGGCAGUGAGAUGUUUGAUCAGUGUAGUGCACUGCAUAUGUACACACAGUGCUACAUCUCUUGCAAGGAACAGCAAAAUGACGCCCUUGCAGCUGUGUUUAAGAGCAGAUAGCAAAUUCUUGACUCCAGAACCCUUUUUUUAGCGUGUGCCCCCAAGAAACCUUUUACUCCUAGUUUGUGGGGAACCCAAUUAUUAUUUUGAGAACCCUAAUGAACACUAAUUACAACAAUGGACAAAUUAGUGAAUUCGAGAUGACAAGGGAAUGCUUUUUGUAUACGUGGAGAAUCUUUGUAGAUUGCAAGGGAGUAUUUAUAAAUA